Molecule: messenger RNA, 603 nt
Organism: Oikopleura dioica
Lineage: Eukaryota; Metazoa; Chordata; Appendicularia; Copelata; Oikopleuridae
Source: the annotation of a GenBank genome assembly
AUGACUGAAUGUAUUCAAUACGAUGGCGAUGAAUGCGUGGAGUGGAGCGAGUACGACUUCGUUUACGACAUUGUCAAUGGCGAAAAUGGCGAGGUGCAGAUUCAGCAACCGCCGCCAGAGGUGGAAAAAGCACCCACGUUUUCCAACGAAAGAAUGAAUCCAUAUAACAUGAAGAAAUACGGCAUCUUGCUCGUCGUUUUCGUCGUCUGUUUCGGCUACUGCUGGUACUGCUGCAAGAAAAACACAGAAAAGGUUCAAAAAAUGAAAAAUGGCGGCGACGGAAAAUCUUCCAUUUCCUCCAAAUCGGCCGGCAUCGGCGGUGGACCAGUCAAAAAGCCGCCAAAAGAGAUCUCCGUCCAAAUCGAUGCGGAUUCCGAAGACGCUGACGAUGUUCCUCCAGCGCCAUCUGCUGCCCGUGCUUUGCGUUUUUCAAGAAAACAGGCGGAAAAAAUGGGGGAAGUAUUCGUGGAAAAAGUAACGAGGCCAUUCAAAAAGCCACAGAAAGGCUACGAAGUAGUCGGAUCAGACACUGACUCCGUCGCAGAGGAACAUUCAGAAGCAAACACGGACAAAUACGGCUCCGUUUCCGACCGAUUCUUUUAG